AAAUUAAUAUUUUUCGUAACGUCUCCUUUACUAUUUCCCCACUUCUCCAUUUUUUAUGAACUUUUCAUUUUUUGCUACUAUUGUUUUUGUAUUCUUUUUCAACAUGACAUGAUGGAUAAUUAAAGAGCUGUUGAAGAAGACAUCUUACAGAAUCAAUGGAAAUAAACCAGUGGCGGUCGAAGAAAAAGAUAGAAUCUGCAGCAGAAACACUCCAAACUUCUUCUAGAAGAGGCAGAGGACAGGCACGUAUGGUUCCUCCAGUAAAUGGAGUUAGACCCGAUAGAGCUCGAAAAAGUCUAAGUGAGAAGCUAGACACUGUAGCCUUAAACUCUCCCAAGAAAGAUGUUCGUGUGAAUCUUUAUGGCGAGAAAAGUGUAGUAGAUGAGAUUUUCCUGGAAGGUGAAGAAAUGGGUCUUGAAACUGGUUUGAGGAAUGGAGAGUCAUCGCCUUUUUGUGGUGUAUCCGAUAAGCUUCUGCAGCGAAUCGAGCUUCUUGGGAGAGAUCAUGAGGCAAAGAGACUUGAUAACAACAAUUUCAGGUCAACUGAAACUAUGAGAAAGAGACAAGAAGAAUCUGCAGGUGAUGAUCUAAUUGAUAUGAAGACAAAGGUUCAAACUUUAGCUGCGGAGAACUCUCAGCUUAAGAAGUCUCUUGUGGCGAAAGAAGAGCUUGCCGUAAGCCUACAAGAGCGUAAAUUUCAGGUGGAAUCAGAAUUUGAAGCGUUAAUGACUAGAUUAGAUUCAACUGAGAAAGAAAACGCAUUCUUGAGAUAUGAGUAUGAUGUUCUUGAGAAGGACCUCCAGGUAAAAACAGAGGAAACAGAGCAUACUCGUAGGUCUAUGGAGCUAACGCAUAAACAGCAACUUAGGAAUGUGAACAAGAUUGUUGAGCUUGAAGCUGAAUGCCAAAGGUUAAGACUUCUGUUUCGAAAGAAGUUUCCGGAGAAGUCUAUAUCGAUGAGGAAUGAAGGUGAAGAAAAGAAGAUGGAGAUGAGAAGAAGAAACGCGAAUAAGAGCGAUUUGAUGAUGAGAGAUGAAGUUCAAAGCCGGAAGCUUAAGUAUGAUCUGUUGAUGGAACAGAUUGGGAAUGUUAGGGCAGAGAACAAGAAUCUAAUGGACAUAAUUAUGAAGAAAAACAUGGAGAUCAAAGAUCUUAGCCGCGGGCAGAAACCGUUAGAGGCUUCGAGUUUCGACAUUAGAAGCGAAAGUAGUGUGAUUAGCCCUUGUGGUUCGAAGGAGAUGAAACUACUGAUGGAUGAUUUUAAUGAGAUGGAGAAGUUAGCCAUUGUGUGUACUGAGAAAGAUCCAAGAGUGGAUGAUGAAAAGGAAGGAUCUUUUGAUUGGAUUCAAGUUGUUUUGAGCGCUAUAACGAAGCAAGAGAGGAUAUCGAAACGCGGUGUUAAAGAACUCUUACAAGACAUCAAGAUUGCUUUAGGAUGUAUGGAUGAAAAUGAUAAUGCAGCAAGAAAGAAAGGUGAAGAAGAUCCUCUCUGCAUCACAUGGAAAUCUCCUAGUGAAUCGGGUCCUAUGACUAAGGAUGAGAUCAAGAGACAUUUGGGUCUAACAAAAGCAGAUAAGGUGGAGAAGAUUGAAUGUGAUGAGAAGCAAGAACUGAGAAAUAAGCUUGAGGAAUCAGAGGAGAAGAUCAGAAACUUAGAAGCAGAGAUCAAAACGUUGAGAGAGAGUAAGGAAACGGUAGAGGCAGAGAUGGAAACGGAGAAAUCUAUGAAGGGAGAUCUUGAUACAAAUCUGAACAUAACAAGAGCUAAGCUCAACGAGACACAGAAGAAGUUGUCUUCUCUUGAAGUAGAACUUGAUUACAGAAAGAGCUGUUGUGAAGAACUCGAAGGAACUUGCAUAGAGCUUCAGCUUCAGCUAGAAAGUGUUGAAACGAAGAAACCGACGCAGAGAAACAAAAACGGGUGGGAUAUAGCAACAGCUUCUGUGAAGUUAUCAGAGUGUCAAGAAACGAUUACCAGUUUACGGAAGCAACUAAGAGCAUUAUCUACAACAGAACCAAGUAGCACCAUGAAAUUUCUACACAAAAGAUCUUCUCUCCGGGAAAAUAUAGAAGACUCAACGGCAAAAGAUUCAUCCUACAAAGCAGAGGAUGAUACUAACAGAGUCACUCAUGGUGAUGAUGGUAACCAUUACAAUGCGUUGAUCGUGUACGAACCAGUGAAGGCAAGAGGUGAAAAGAUGGAGAUGGCACAGAGAAAGAAGCAAGGAUUAGGGUUCUUGAAAAAACUGUUGUUCAGGAGGAAAAGAGUGAGCAGCAAGAAAUGUCUUGCCUUGACUAUGUGAUGAACUAAAAGGGGUUUUACAAGGGCUUUUGUUUGUGUGUAUUGGGUGAAUAGUGAAAACUGCUUGUGGGUAUGUUUGUGUCUACUCUAUGAGGUGUGAUGAGUUUUAGACUCUUAAUUCAUCUAAUAAAAUUAAAGGAAAUGU
This is a messenger RNA of Arabidopsis arenosa, 2447 nucleotides long. The record is from the annotation of a GenBank genome assembly. NCBI's taxonomy places the organism in Eukaryota, Viridiplantae, Streptophyta, Magnoliopsida, Brassicales, Brassicaceae.